Molecule: messenger RNA, 2469 nt
Organism: Pseudopipra pipra
Lineage: Eukaryota; Metazoa; Chordata; Aves; Passeriformes; Pipridae
Product: sodium/glucose cotransporter 2-like
Biological process (GO): transmembrane transport; sodium ion transport
Cellular component (GO): plasma membrane
Molecular function (GO): D-glucose:sodium symporter activity
Source: RefSeq, a predicted model, not a curated record
CUGUACUGGUUUAUACUGGUCCAUACUGGUCCGAACUGGUUUAUACUGGUCCAUACUGGUCCUUACUGCUCCAUACUGGUCCAUACUGGUUUAUACUGGUCCAUACUGGUUUAUACUGGUCCAUACUGGUCUGUACUGGCCCAUACUACUCCAUACUGGUCCGUACUGCUCCAUACUGGUCCAUACUGGUCCAUACUGGUCCGUACUGGUCUGUCCUGGUCCGUACUGGUCUGUACUGGUCCAUACUGGUCCAUACUGGUCCAUACUGGUGCAUACUGGUCCAUACUGGUUUAUACUGGUCCAUACUGGUCCAUACUGGUCCGUACUGGUCUGUCCUGGUCCGUACUGGUCUGUACUGGUCCAUACUGGUCCGUACUGGUCCAUACUGGUCCGUACUGGGCCAUACUGGUCUGUACUGGUCCGUACUGGUCCAUACUGAACCAUACUGGUCCAUACUGGUUUCUACUGGUCUGUACUGGUCUGUACUGGUCCAUACUGGUCCGUACUGGUCCAUACCGGUCCGUACUGGUCCAUACUGGUCUGUACUGGUUUAUACUGGUCCAUACUGGUCUGUACUGGUUUAUACUGGUCCAUACUGGUCCAUACUGGUGCAUACUGGUCUGUACUGUUCCAUACUGGUCCAUACUUGUCAUACUGGUCCAUACCGAACCAUACUGGUCCAUACUGGUGCAUACUGGUCCGUACUGGUUUAUACUGGUCCAUACUGGUCCAUACUGGUCCGUACUGGUCCAUACUGGUCCGUACUGGUCCGUACUGGUCCGUACUGGUCUGUCCUGGUCCCCCCAGACCCUGCGCCGGCGCGGCGGCCGCACCCUCAGCGGGUAUUUCCUGGCGGGGCGGAGCAUGGCCUGGGGGCCCGUGGGGGCGUCGCUCUUCGCCUCCAACAUCGGCUCCGGGCACUUCGUGGGGCUGGCGGGGACGGGCGCGGCCGGGGGCAUCGCCGUGGGCGGCUUCGAGUGGAGCGGGAUGUUCAUCGUGCUGCUCCUGGGCUGGGUCUUCGUCCCCAUUUACCUGAAGGCCGGGGUGUCGACGAUGCCGGAAUACCUCGGGAAGAGGUUCGGGGGGGGUCGGAUCCAGCUCUACCUGGCCCUGCUCUCGCUGGGGCUCUACGUGUCCACCAAGAUCUCGGUGGACAUGUACUCGGGGGCCAUUUUCAUCCGCGAGGCCCUUGGGUGGGACCUCUACGCGUCCGUGGGGGCCCUGCUGGGCGUCACCGCCGUCUACACCGUCACAGGGGGCCUGGCGGCGCUGAUGUUCGCGGACCUGGUGCAGACCCUCAUCAUCGUCGUGGGGGCCUCGGUGCUGGCGGGAUACGCGCUGGGCGCUGUGGGGGGCUACGAGGGGCUGUUGGAGCGCUACCCCCUGGCCACGCCCCCCAACGUGACGGGGCCCUGCGGGAGGCCCCGCCCCGACGCCUUCCACCUCCUCCGCCAUCCCAGUACGGGCGACCUGCCCUGGCCCGGCCUCGUGCUGGGACUGGGCGUCAUCUCCGCCUGGUACUGGUGCACCGAUCAGGUGAUCGUGCAGCGCUGCCUCGCCGGCCGCUCCCUGACCCACGUCCGGGCCGGUUGCGUCGUCUGCGGGUACCUGAAAGUGCUGCCCAUGUUCCUCAUGGUCCUGCCCGGAAUGGCCGCCCGCGUCCUCUUCCCAGAGGUCGUGGGCUGUGCCGACCCCCAGGGCUGCGCCCGGGCCUGCGGCUCCCCCGUCGGCUGCUCCAACGUGGCCUAUCCCCGGCUGGUGCUCAGCCUGCUGCCCCCAGGGCUGCGGGGGCUGAUGUUGGCCGUGGUUUUGGCCGCCCUGAUGUCGUCGUUGGCCUCGAUCUUCGCCAGCGCCGGGGCCCUUUUCACCUUCGACGUCUACAAGCGGCUCCGGCCCCGGGCAAGCCCGCGGCACCUGCUCAUCGUCGGCAGGGUGUGGAUCGUGGCCAUGGUGGGGCUGAGCCUGGCCUGGUUGCCCGUGGUGGAGGCGGCCCGGGGGGGGAAGCUCUUCGACUACAUCCAGGCCAUCUCCAGCUACCUGGCCCCGCCCGUCGCCGCCGUCUUCUUCCUCGCCGUCUUCGUGCCCCGCGUCAACGAGCCCGGCGCGUUUUGGGGGCUGCUGGGGGGUCUGUGCCUGGGCCUGUCCCGCCUGAUCCCCGAGUUCGCCCUGGGGGAUUUGGGGGGGGGGUCCUGCGGCCCCCCCGGGCGCUGCCCCCGCGCCCUCUGCGGCCUCCACUACCUGCACUUCGCCGCCCUCCUCUUCCUCGCCACCGCCGGGGUCACCCUGGGGGUCUCCCUGCCACCCCCCAUCCCCAAAAAACACCUGCACCGGUUGGUUUUCAGCCUCCGGCACAGUCGGGAGCCCCGGGUCGACCUGGACGCCCCCAAAAACGGGGGGGUCCAACUGCAGGGUGAGGGGGGACCCCAAAUUUUGGGGGGUCUCGGGAGUCCAGGGGUCGAAAUUUGGGGG